Microcebus murinus (gray mouse lemur) is the source of this 3471-nucleotide messenger RNA. The record is from RefSeq and is a predicted model, not a curated record. NCBI's taxonomy places the organism in Eukaryota, Metazoa, Chordata, Mammalia, Primates, Cheirogaleidae.
AUGCUUUCGUGUUACCUGUCUUUAAACAUCCAAGCCUGCUUGGAAGCCAUUGCUGAAUGUACCAAAAUGUUCAGAAACCUCAUGAACGUCCAACCUUCAACUCCUCAAUUAGGCAGAGUAAACAUGUAUUCCUCAGAAUCGCCCUGCACUGCGGUAGAAACAGAAGAGCAAAAUGUUGGCCUAACACCCAAGGAUUUGACCACUGAAGUUUACUUCCCUUCAGUCAAAUUCAGAUCAGACCUUCCAGAAUUUGUCUAUGUAAGUCAGUGUUUCAAGCACCCCAAAUGUGUAGGAGAAUAUGAAUCCAAGAAAGGAUAAGAGAGACAACAAGAAUGCACAAUUUUGCCUCCAAACAUGAUGCUUUUAAGGUUAGCUGGCUGCUUUCUAAAAUCUACCAAAAUUCCCAUUUUGGGAAUUGCUAUGUGACAAAGUUCUGCCACUGUGGUAUUGGGACCACUUGCUCAUAGAGUUACAGUUCUUGCCUUCCAGGAAUCCAUCAUGGUAAGAAAGAGACUCGAGAUGGUUCAUUUUUUUUUUUAAAGCUACAAGGAAAUCAAGUCUAUGACAUACUUAUUCUCACAUUUACCGAAACAGGCCAAACUCAGAACUAAACAAUGAAAAUGAAAAUUAAUCAGGGACUCCCAUGGGCCUCACAUAUGGCAAUUUUGGAUCUGUUUUUAUUGUUUUUUUUACUAUCAUAGUUGUUUUUCUUACUCAUUUUCUUUGGUUGAAUACACCACUGUAAAAUGAUGGGUGGUGGUGGUGGUGAUGGAAAUGAAUAAACCCAUGGAAACAGCAAGACAUCUACAGAGACAAAAUUAGGAAGGAAGGAAACAAAAGGAAUUUCAGUAUCUUUGUGCAAGACCUGCUCACCUCUCCUUGCCAAUACCCCUGGAUCAGACUCGUCUCACUAGGUAGCAGGUGUUUCCUUGACUCUCGGAAAACAAGCCCUGGUCCUCCCGUGCUAUUAAGGAAAGUUGCAUUUGGCACAUAGACGCCAUGCCCUGCCCCACCUUGCUCUCCUUCCCAGAAGAGAGAAAAAUAUCAAGUAGUUGGGAAACGAGUCCGAGAGGAGAGGAGGCUUUAUGCCUUUUCUUAAUUCAUGGGGAUUUAAAGUAAAAACUUUUUUUGACACUAUAAAGUAGGCUUAUAUCCCCUUUAUUGAGUUUUUGUGGAAAAGCCAAAUAGAAAACAAGCGAACAGAUAGAAUAUCAUGCCCCAGAACACCAUUCACCUUGGUAGAAUAGAACCACUUUAACACACAGCACCCUUUUCUUUUCAUACUAGUUAAGAAAUAGCAUUAAGCAUGACUCAAGUCAGAUUUUAAAAACUUGUCUGAUGCCUCUCAUUAAGAAUUGAAAACUAUGUAAGACUGUUGCUCCAGGAAACUGUGUUCUGACAUUUUAAUAGUAUUGCCUUAGCAAGAGCAGAGAAAAAUCCAUGAACUUAGAUUCACAGAAAGUAAAUCAAGAAUCCAUCCAAAAUGGAGAGCCUCUUUCUGAGUGAUGGGGUAGUUUUCAUGUGAGAUGUCAGUGUAGCUUCUAUACUUGACAUGAAAGUUCCCAUUUAAAAAAGUCUAAACUACUGCUCAAUUUUUUUUUUAAUCAAGCCGAGUUAUCUAAAGUGCUUUUCAGAAGAGACUAUUAGGAAAGGAACAGAAAGGAGUCAUUAUGACUAAUCAGCUGUAGGAGUUGGGGUAACCAAUACUACAGGAGGGACUUCAGAGCCACGAGGACCUUUUGGAUGACUCGAAUUCCUUCACUUGAUUGCAGGGGUCCUCUCAGUCCUCUCGAGGGGACACAAUGAGUUAGCAGGCACCAGGACAGAGAGAGUGCACUGCCAGCUGGUCGUUUACUCUCGUACAGGAAGGUGGCUUUUCUUACACACAAUUCUUUGUUGUGCUAAAGAGAAAUAAAUAUAUAAAAGCCUAAAGGUAAGAUUUCCAUUCUUGAAGUCUGGCAAAAUUGUCAGUACAAUGUGCCUUGAGGAUACAUCCACUGUGCUUGCCUUGCGGGGUUGUUGUGGAAGAAUAAGAUCACACUAGAAUAGCCGCCCCGUACACGUCACAGUUUGUAAAGAACUUCCGUAUACAUGUUCUCAGUUGACCCUCACAGCAUCAGUGGGAGGCAGGGAAGGCAGAAGCCAUUAUCUUUUGAGGUGGGGGUGGCCAUGCUGCCGCUGCACCUGUGCGGCUUUUGCCUGACUGACUUGAUUGUGUUGUAUUUUCAAGUAUUUUAUAUUGUACAAGGAUGUUUAUUGAAGCAGUAUUUAUAACAAAGAAAAAUUGGAACCUACCUGAAUGUCUGUUAACAGAGGACUGAUUGAACUAUGGUACAGACCUAGAUAGAACACUACCAUUAAGAAUUAUGACUUAGAGAUACUAGUAAAUAAAUUCGUUGAUGUCAGAGUAUAUCUAUUAAUGAAGAAAAUUGUUCAUGAUAUAUUUAAGCUAGUAAACAAUAGUGGAUGCAUUGUGAUCUUUUUGUGAUAAGAAAAAAUGCACAUGGUAAAAACAGUGUGUGCUGAGAAUAUAUGUGAUACUUGUUUUGUUUUUCACGCUCAUCUAUUACCUCUAAUUUUAGUGUUUAUAAACAUGAAAAAUGAACUAUUGGGCAUUUUCAAGCAGAGUGACUUUUAUAAUAAUAAUGAAUGGACAGGGUGCAGCUCUGCCUCUGGGCCUCCGGGGGAAAGUGGUGCCCUGAAUGUUGGGCACCAGCCUGGGCCUGGCCGGGACCCAUGUCACCCAGAUGGCCCGUGAGGAAGUGAGUUGAGGCGUGGCUUGUGGUGCUGGGGAAAGCAGCAGGGAGCAAGCAAGGGGCACCUGACAGCAGCCACAGAGUGGGGCCAUGAUCACUCCCAGGGCCAAAGGGACAAAAGGAGGAAGCAGAGUCACCAACCCCGGGGGACAGGGGCUGUGCAGGACCUCCACCCCUUGGCCCCCACGGGAGCUGCAGUAGUGAAGCGUCUCAGCCAUGGUCAGACACCAGCGAGGCAGGGGAGACACAGCCCGGCCUCUUUCCUCCUGCCUUCUUGUUCCCGCCAGUGCCUCCCAUAGGCCAGGUCCCCUGGCAGCCCGCGGACAAGGGACUGUGAGUGAGCCAGGGAGGCCGGCGUCUGGCGGCACAGCGGGGCUGUGGGGAAGGGCUGUCUCUCAGUCAGGAACCAAAACACAAUGAAGGAGACUGUUGGGGCACUGUGGGCUGAGUGAUUUGAGUUUUUUGCCUGUGCUCAGAGCUUCAAACGCAUGGAGAUGGGAUUACAGAUCACCUAGCUCCAACUGAGCAUAGAAUUUAUCUGUAGGAUUUUAUACAGAGAUAAAAUUGUGCACCUUUGGACCCCAAUAAUAUCAUCCCUGCUGCUUGGUGGAAAGAGGGGACUGCCAGGCAAAAGAAGACCCUGUUAUCUCAGAUCUGACUCUUGCUUCCUGCUGUCCCAUCUCUGCUCCAUGCCCUCUCCCACUUCAAGGUCCUG